Messenger RNA from Gaeumannomyces tritici R3-111a-1, 2576 nucleotides. RefSeq lists its product as hypothetical. Gene Ontology annotation, molecular function: DNA-binding transcription factor activity, RNA polymerase II-specific; zinc ion binding. The transcript has 3 exons. NCBI's taxonomy places the organism in Eukaryota, Fungi, Ascomycota, Sordariomycetes, Magnaporthales, Magnaporthaceae. The record is from RefSeq and is a predicted model, not a curated record. Gene Ontology annotation, biological process: regulation of DNA-templated transcription. Bases 17 to 2335 code for a protein of 772 amino acids.
UCGCUCCUCGCCCAUCAUGGAGACCGUCAUGGACACGACCCAGGAGAGCCCGCGGCAGCGGCGUAACCGAAAGGUCAACACGUGUGACGAGUGCCGGGUCCUGAAGCGGAAAUGCAACCGCGCCCGCCCCUGCUCCAACUGCCAGAAGACGGGCCGCCACUGCGUCUUCUCGGCCGCCCUCUCGAGCCUCGGCGUGCCGCCGCCGGGCCCCGUCGCCGGCCCGUCGGCUCACCUGACAGCCCCGCGCGGUUCCGGGCCCGCGCCGAGCCGCCCUGCCGUCGUGCCGGCCGCGCCUACGUCCCUCCCCCAUGACCGACGCCAGACCCGCCAGCCUCAUAGCCACACACCGCCCGACAUAUGCCUCCGUAUCGGGAGACUGACCAUCACGGACAGGGUAGAGGGUCUGCCGAGGGCGGGCUUGGUGGGCGAACUCGAUGCGCUGCUGCACCGUCUCGGCUUCGGCUUCCCCGGCGCCGAGCCGGUCGACUGCUUCGCCGCCCCCAUCGCGUCCUGGUUCAAACCCCACACGCAAGCCCCGUUCCUGCGACUGCUCAACGCACCGGCGUGGCCGGAAAGUGGCGAUCCUCUGCAACCCGCGGGCACUUUUGCCUUGUCGUCGGCCCAGGAGAGCAGCUUGUUUGACCGUUACUUCCUUUCAGUUUAUCCGGUUUGCCCUCUGGUCUUGCCUGGCGACCUCGGUCCCGUCCCUUCAGAGGCGAGAUGCGCCGGCGACGGGCAUGGGAGCAGCGGGAUGGGCGACGACGGUCUUCGCGAUGACGACCCCGUGGCGGUUGCCCUCCGCGCGGCCGUCUCGUAUGCCGCGGCCGUCAGCAUGCCGCCCCUGGAGACCCAACGCGUCUUUGGCCUACCCAAGCCCUCGCUUGUGCGCUGGCUCCAGACGGCCACCGAGGAUGCGAUAUCGAGCUCGAACGGCUUCGCCGCCAGCCUGGACCUGCGCUCCUUUCAAGCCAUCUUGAUAUACCUGACCCCGCAGAUGCUCAGCGAGGUGUCGCGGACCCACGCUGUCCUGGUCUCCGCCGUCACGCGCCAGUUCCAGCUCGCCGGCCUCGACCGCGGCCUGGACGGCGGCGCCCGGGAUAACCCUGGCGGGCAGGGCCCCGCCGAGGAGCCCGGGGGCCGCCGGCUGACCAGGCUGCACUGCUGGCAGCACCUGCUCUUCCUCAACAUCCGCGCCACCGAAGCGGUCGGUCCGGAGCGCUCGCUGUUCGAGGACCCGGAAGCAGCCAUGCCGUGGCCCGACCCCGGCGCUCGGGGGCGGGACAUGGUGGCCCUGGUCCGCUACGAAUGCUACCAGAUACAUCGCUUCGUCGUCCGGCAGCGCCAGAACGUGCUUCGCGGGACCCUUACGCUGCGCGGCUGCCUCGACAUGCUGGACGAGCGGGUGCGACGUGUGCGGAGCAACUUGAUUGAUGGAUUGGAGGAUGACGUUCCGAUACAAAAAUACGCCAGGCUCGUGGGGAACCUGCUGCUCGCUCGCUCGCGCUGCAUGCUUCUCCACAACGUCAACGCCAAGUUGCUGGAAUGGGCAAGAUCUCCCCAGACCAGGAAGCUCAGGGACAUUCUGAUACAGCACAGCCUCGAGGUCAUCGAGACAGGCGUUACCCUCGAGACGGACCCCGAACUGGCGCACUGGUCGUGGUACGCCGGCGCCUACCACCAAUACCACUCGCUCCUGUUCCCGCUCGUGCAGGUAUGCGUGGAUCCGGACCACCCACUCGCCGACAGGGUCAUGGCCGUCGCGGACCACGUCUUCGGCCCCUCGUCGCCGUCGGGCCGUCCCCAGCAGCGCGCCGUGGCUAUCCUGCGCGCCGUGAAGCAGAAUCUCGAGUCCUUCCUGGCGGCCAUCGAAGCUCCUCCACAGGAGCCCCUACAGCCACUCUACUUUUCCCCGCUGCCGAUCCGCCAGGCGCCGCAGCACGCGGACGCGACCCCGUUUCCGUCGCAGAACCAGCACCUUUUGCCGCACUUGACGUCGCCCGAGUACCUGGCAGAGCCCAUACCCGGCAUUCAGGGGCCGGGGCUCGGGCUCGACCACCAACACCACCAGCACCACCACCAUCACCUGGCCUCGCCAUCGCCGCCCGUGAUGGGAGGCGGCGGCCGCCCCGCAUUCAAAGAUGUUGAUUCGUUUGGUCAGCGGUUUUUGGGGGACAUUGACCACGGCAGCAGUACAGAUUCGCACGUCACAGCGGGGGACACCGCCGGGGUCGGAGGCGGGGAGGAGCACGUGGCCGGUCUCAGCGUCGACGACGUGGCGGAAGCGGGCGAGGGGUACGGUUGGUGGCCCUGGCCCCCGCAGGAGUGGUGGCCAUGACGUGGAGGGCCGGGGCGGCAGAGUGGACUGAUGUUGCGCCUUGCCCGAAACGGACGAGUGAGCGGGAGAUAACCAUUUUCCAGGUACGAAUCCUUCAAUUCGUAUCUCAAAUCGUUACGUCCCGCAGUUGCUAUUAAUGUUAGAUGCAGGUAAGCGGGCAAGCUGAUCACAUGCACUCCCCAAGCCAAAAAUAGUCUUUGUGAGAUCCUGUGAGGGUCGAAAUGAAAUGACGUCUCCCCAG